Messenger RNA from Pantherophis guttatus, 1279 nucleotides. RefSeq names its product ribonuclease A family member 12 (inactive) (gene RNASE12). The record is from RefSeq and is a predicted model, not a curated record. Gene Ontology annotation, biological process: defense response to Gram-positive bacterium. Lineage: Eukaryota; Metazoa; Chordata; Lepidosauria; Squamata; Colubridae. Gene Ontology annotation, molecular function: nucleic acid binding; RNA nuclease activity.
UCUUUCCUGCUGGUAACAAAUACCCCUUGAUCUCCCUCUGGAUUCUUGGCUUCCUUAAUUGAUAUUCAGAGACGGUGCCAGAGGAGGCAGGAGCAUUUUAACACAAGUUACUGAGGAAGACCAAGAUAAGAAUGACCAACAAGAGCUUAAUUCCUGGACUAACCACAAUUCUCCUCCUGUUGAUGGCUUGGUUGGCCAUGAUCAACGCUGCCACUUUUGAUAAGUUCCUGCGGCAGCACGUGGAUUUCCCAAUGACUGAAGUUCCGGAUGCCCAAUGGUACUGCAACCUCAUGAUGAAACGUCGUCAUAUGGCAACCAGUAAAUACUGCAAACAUCUCAAUACGUUUGUCCACAUGGAAGUCCCUCAGAUCCAAGCUGUCUGUGGUACAGCAGGAGAACCAACCACGGGAGACCUCCGGGAAAGUAACUCCAGCUUCCCCUUGACGAUGUGCAAACUUCAAAGGGGCUCCUGGGCUCCAGAUUGCAACUACAUAGGAACCAGUGCUGUCGAUAGGAUUAUUAUCGCUUGUGAAGAUGGCUAUCCGGUCCACUUGGAAACUGAAGUUCCAGAUUAUAAUAAGAUGGAGGAGAUAUGAAAUGUGGGUCCAAAGUAACCCAUUUCAGCUGUCUGGUUUUUCUCCCUCUUUGCUUCUACAGGUAGACCUCAACUCAUUUAGCGACUGUUCCAAAUGAUAACAGCAUUGGAAAAAAGGGACUAGGAAAAAAUCACUUGAUUUGAAAAAAAGGUAACACUGAAAAAUAAGUGAUGUUUUUCACACUUAUGACCCCAUGGUCAUGUGAUCAAAAUUCAGAUGCCUGCCAACUGGUUCAUAUUUCUGACGGUUGAUCGCCUUUAGCGACCUCCUGACAAGCGAAAUCAAUGGGGGAGCCAGAUCCCUUAACAGCCAUGUUAUGUACUUAACAGUUGCAGAGAUUCACUUAACAACUGUGGCAAGAAAGGUCAUAAAAUGGAGCAAAACUCACUUAACAACUCUUUCGUUCAGCAACAGAAAUUUUGGGCUCCAUUAUGGUCGUACAUCAAGGACUGUUUCUCAUAGUUGAUGAUUAAUUGAUUGAUUGUUUGGUUGAUUCUGUGCCAUCAAGUUAUUUUCAACUCUUAAUGACCCCGUAGAUAGAUUUUAUCCAUGUCAAUCUCUCCCAAUCUUUGGUGUUUCAACUCUCCCAUCUGUGCAUCAUCAUCAUUCUUAUAGGUAUGAAGAUCUGUUUCUCUACUUUUCUCUGCUUUUCUCCUGGAAAUAAAAACCAACUGAGUUUAAAA